Messenger RNA from Erinaceus europaeus (western European hedgehog), 2602 nucleotides. It is a transcript of the gene FIBIN, whose product is annotated as fin bud initiation factor homolog. NCBI's taxonomy places the organism in Eukaryota, Metazoa, Chordata, Mammalia, Eulipotyphla, Erinaceidae. The coding region runs from base 473 to 1111 and encodes 212 amino acids. The transcript has a single exon. The record is from RefSeq and is a predicted model, not a curated record.
CCUCAGGAUAACAUUAGACUAAGGAAAGCUCCACAUUCCCACCCAGUCUUGGAGUGCAAUAAUAUCAGAGGGCAAGAGCUCUCUCUGCAGCAGUAGGCUCUGUCUCCUGAAAGCAGAAGGAAAACCCAAGAGUGAGAGUGGUACAACAGAGCCUGCUUCCCGCCAGAGCCCUGCAGGAGGGCUUCCCCCUGCCCUGGCCCAGAGAUCCCUCCAGAAAAGGGUUGGCUGUGCUCUAGCCUGAAUGCGGAAUAAGCAACAGUCCAGUACUGCAGGCUGUAUUCCCCUGGCGUCAUUGCCAACACCACAUGAAGUCAGCUGGGGAGAAGGAGCCAGGGUGCUGCAAGCCGGCUGGAACUGAGGUUACUGUCAUCUCAGGGAGGCACUGACUCAGAAAGGAAUCUCAUCCCCCCCCCCCCCCCACGGCAAAUUAAGUCUUUUCCAGGAGUCCCUAUUUUCAUUCUGAACAUCCAGAAUGGUGUUCCUGAAGUUUCUCUGGCUGAGUUUCUUCUGUCACCUGUGUCAGGGCUAUUUCGAUGGUCCCCUGCACCCAGAGAUGUCCAACGGGACUCUGCAUCACUACUUCGUGCCUGAUGGGGACUAUGAGGAGAAUGAUGAUCCUGAGAAGUGCCAACUGCUCUUCAGGGUGAGUGACCACCAGCGCUGCUCCCAGGGGGAGGGGAGCCAGGCCAGCAGUCUGCUAAGCCUCACCCUGCGGGAGGAGUUCACUGUGCUGGGCCGCCAGGUGGAGGAUGCUGGGCGCGUUCUGGAGGGCAUCAGUAAGAGCAUUUCCUACGAUUUGGAUGGGGAAGAGAGCUACAGCAAGUACCUGCAGCGGGAGUCCCACCAGAUUGGGGAUGCCUACUCCAACUCGGACAAGUCCCUCACAGAGCUGGAAAGCAAGUUCAAGCAGGGCCAGGAACAGGACAGCCGGCGGCAGGAGAGCAGACUCAAUGAGGAUUUCUUAGGGAUGCUGGUUCACACCAGGUCUCUACUGAAGGAAACACUAGAUAUCUCUGCAGGACUCAGAGACAAAUAUGAGCUGCUGGCCUUGACCAUCAGAAGCCAUGGGACCCGGCUGGGUCGGCUGAAAAAUGACUAUCUUAAAAUUUAGGUACACAGGCACAUUGUUUGGGAGAGGACAACAAGCCAAGUUCCUUUUUGGAGGGGGGCAGGAGGCACUGAAAUGGGAGUUUACAUCUCCCUUAUAGCUAUGAUUUCCUAAUAUCUAGAUUUGCAACUGAAGAAGUACCUGAAGUUCUCUUAAGAAAGAAGUGAAAGUUGAGUGAUUUAGGUUCUGUUUGGGUAUGUUAUUUAUGAUCACUAUUGAUUUGUCACCUGGAGAGAACAAGUAAAGUCUGUCUCAGGUCUUUUGAAGAGCACUUUAUAGCUCUGCAGAGACACAUUUCAGCACAUCUGAAAGGAUAGUUUAUGCAGUGGAGACAGACUAAACUUAUGCUUCCUGGAGAACGUGUGGAAAUACCCAAACCUUGUUCAAACCCUUCUUUUACUCUCAGCCUUCUCUCUCAGGCUCUGAAAGCUGCCAAAGUUGUCUUCAGUUCUGAUGUGUGGUGCUGCCCUCUGCAUGCCUCCCAAACAUGGAAGGAGCCUGUUUCCUCUCCUUUUCUAAUUUAUUAACCAUGGUCUUAAAGGUUUUGCUUUUAAGAAUUUUUAUUCUGGUUAGAGUAUUGUCUGGAAAUUAUGUGCAAGUCAUCCUUUUUGGAAAUAAUGCUGAGGAACUUUUGUGGGUUUAUGUUAAAGUGAUUACAAUUACAAAAUAUAAGCUUUAUGGUGGUCACACACUCAUGCUGAUAUGCUGAUUAGUAGUGCCUGUUAUUGUAUUUAUAUGUCUCUGUCAUCAAUUUACCAGCAAUAUAGUAUAAUACAAAGAAGUCUGUAGAUUAUUUGAACUCACAGCAGGAUGCUAAUGUAGUCUUUCUAAUAUAGGGGUCAGUCUUCUCUUUGCUUAUUGGAAACUUGUAAUAUAAGUAGUGGGAGUUCUAAUAAUUCCUUAAUUAAGCUUGUUUAUUCAGCUAAUAAAUAUGUUCUCAUAUAAUACUGACUUAUUUUCCAAUUUAUAGCCAUAGCUUUACUAUUGCAAGAAAAAGAAGGAAAGGCAAUGAGAAAAGAAAGAGGAGAAUGGAAUUUGAAUUACAUUACUUAGACUAAAAAUAAUAAUGAAGUCAGAAGGGUAGUUAUACACAGGAAAUCAAUCAUCCCUUUUUGAUCAUUCUUACCAUCCUAAAAAAUAACUAAUAAUAAUCUAGCCUGUGCCAUAAUCUCAUCACUACCGGUUAGCCUAAUGACUUCAAUUUUCUCCAUUUCUUAUGGAAGCAACUGGAUACAUUUAUAACAAGGCUCACACUAUAUUUUCCUUUAUAAUACAUAGGGAUAUUUCCAGUCAAAAUAAUAGUAACUACAAUGAUUUUUUAGUAAAUUUGAACCAGGUUAAUGUUAUUUAAUUAACGGUUUUCAAAAGGUGGAAAUGUGGAAUUUUCAUAAGUUUCCAAAGUCAACCUUCACCCUUACCUUAAAUAUGUCUAUCUUGCACACAUAUAUGUAUAAUCUACCUAUGGAAAAUAAAUGUUUAUAAUUCACUCUUCAA